Melampsora larici-populina 98AG31 is the source of this 345-nucleotide messenger RNA. RefSeq lists its product as uncharacterized. Bases 1 to 345 code for a protein of 114 amino acids. The transcript has 2 exons. NCBI's taxonomy places the organism in Eukaryota, Fungi, Basidiomycota, Pucciniomycetes, Pucciniales, Melampsoraceae. The record is from RefSeq and is a predicted model, not a curated record.
AUGAUUGGCCAAAGCGUCGAAUACAACCAUGUUACGCUCGGAGAGAUCAUGAGCAAACGGCUGUGGAGCAUUGUCAAGGUCCUCAUCAGGCCAUCGAUAUCCUUCGUUGGAACCUUGAUUCUCUCGAUUUGGGGAGUGCCCAAGUGGUUCGCGAGAACGAUCAUGAGAAUGUUCUGGCAAGCGGGAGGCGCCUCGGCGAUUUGGAGAGAGAGACCAAUUGUUUCGAAUGCGGAGUUCUGGUCAAUCGCGGCGGUUAUGGUCGCUGUUUGGUGGCGGCAUCGUGGGGCUGCGCCUAGAGAUGCCAGGCGUCAAGUGGAACUUAAAAUGGAAAAACUCGCAGGUUGA